UGUCCGGAAGUCGCGGGCCGAUCGGGUGGUACCGGGUCAUUUUCUCCCCUAGCGUACCGCUAGGUCUCUGCUGUUCUGUGGUACGAGACACUUGGCCUUCCCCGUCAGCCUCCGGCUAACUGCAGACCAGUAGGUCUUGUCUCCGCCGCCGGUCUUGCCUCCUGCGCGGCUGACUGUCCUGUUUUCCCCCUGAUUCGGCCUGGCCGCGUUGCGCCCAUGGCAGAGGCCGCUCCCGCCACCGCUUUCGGGCAGGCGGUGAUCGGCCCGCCGGGCUCGGGGAAGACCACCUACUGUCUGGGCAUGAGUGAAUUCCUGCGCGCGCUGGGCCGGCGCGUGGCGGUGGUGAACCUGGACCCAGCCAACGAGGGGCUGCCAUACGAGUGCGCCGUGGACGUGGGCGAGCUGGUGGGGCUGGGCGACGUGAUGGACGCGCUGCGACUGGGACCCAACGGCGGCCUCCUCUACUGCAUGGAGUACCUGGAAGCCAACCUGGACUGGCUGCGUGCCAAGCUCGAUCCUCUCCGCGGUCACUACUUCCUCUUCGAUUGCCCGGGCCAGGUGGAGCUGUGCACACACCAUGGCGCUCUGCGCAACAUCUUCUCCCAGAUGGCACAGUGGGACCUCAGGCUGACCGCUGUGCACCUCGUGGAUUCUCACUACUGCACAGACCCAGCCAAGUUCAUUUCGGUACUGUGUACCUCCCUGGCCACCAUGCUGCACGUGGAGCUGCCUCACGUCAACCUCCUCUCCAAGAUGGACCUCAUUGAGCACUACGGGAAGCUGGCCUUCAACCUGGACUACUACACAGAGGUCCUGGACCUCUCCUACCUGCUCGACCAUCUGGCUUCUGACCCUUUCUUCUGCCACUACCGCCAGCUCAAUGAGAAGCUGGUGCAGCUCAUCGAAGACUACAGCCUGGUCUCCUUUAUCCCUCUGAACAUCCAGGACAAGGAGAGCAUCCAGCGAGUCCUGCAGGCUGUGGAUAAAGCCAAUGGCUACUGUUUUGGAGUCCAAGAGCAGCGAAGCCUGGAAGCCAUGAUGUCUGCGGCAAUGGGAGCCGACUUCCAUUUCUCCUCCACGCUGGGCAUCCAAGAGAAAUACCUGGCACCCUCGGACCAACCAGUGGAGCAGGAAGCCAUGCAGCUCUAGCCGCGGAAAGCAGGGUGCAUGACCCAGCGCUGGGGAAGGCAGAGGCUCCCAGUGGGCAGUGAGCGCUGGCCAGCUCGGCAGGCUUCUGAGCCAGAGCCGGGAUGCUGGCCCGGGGACAUCCAGCGAAGGACUUCUGGCCAGAAAGCCAGACGUGGCGCUGAGCAGAGUGCCCACCACACCCUCCGCAGUGCCCGGGAGCCGUGGGCCCUGGCACCAGGAGUUGAACAUUGGCCCCGCUUGGGCUGUGCUGGGAAGUGCUACAAUAUAAGAGUUUAUUUUCUGGUUUUUUGUGGCUGAAAAAUUUUCUUCAAUUCUCCAGGCUCAGGGAGCUUGAGCAGAGCAAAGGGGAUGUCACCCUCCCUUGGAAGAGUCCCAUUCAUACCGACAGGGUUUCCCAAGCACAUGAUGUGUCACACUAGAGGCUGGCUUCCUCCCCUCCCCUCCCUUUCCCUUCCCUCUUUUUAAUGAAUUUUUUGGAAACAGUACAACAGAAAUGUUCCAUCUUCCACUAACUCCCCAGAUGCCUGCAAUAGCCAGAGCUGGGCCAGGCUACAGGAACCAGAACUCAACCCAGGUCUCUGAUGGACCAAGUAUUGAAGUCACCACCUGCUGCGUCCCCAGGUGCACAUCAUCAGGAAGCUGGAUGCAGAAGUGGAGAACUCAAACCGAGGCACUUCGUAUGGGACGUGCAGGUCCCAAACACAGCUCUGUGCCGAGCCCGCCCCAUCUGCCGGAGAACGGAGCGUCUCCAGUCGUGCGUUUUGUUAAUCCCUGUUGUAUCGGGGAGCCUCGAGCUCCACCUUUUCCAGGCAACACAUCCUAUUUAUUUUAAAAAUGUCUAUUUAUUUAUCUGAAAAACAGAGAGAGAGGUCUUCCAGUCACUGAUUCACUCCCCAAAUGGCCACAAUGGCCGGGGCUGGGCCAGGCUGAAGCCAGGACUCCUCGGUCUCCCACACAGGUGCAGCAGGACUGGGCUAUCUUCUACUGCUUUCCCAGGCACAUUAGCAGAGGUGAAGCAGCCGGGACUCGAACUGGUGCCGGUGUGGGAUGCCAGCACUGCAGGCAGCUAACCCACUGCACCACAACACCAACCCCCGUCCUAUUUAAUAUUUUAUUUUGUAUUUCAUAGUUUUGCUCUUUUUGGCAGGUUUCAGCCUAAUUUUCCACUUAUGACAACAACUAGAAGUUCACCUCAAAGAUGCUAUUUCUACAAACUGAGUUGGUUAAAGGAAAAUGUAAAGUGUAUGAUAGAACAAUUACAAAGGUGUGGCAGAAAUUGAGAUUGGUUUCGCUCUUGCCGCUGGUCAGGUACAGUACAUAUUUUGAGCCAGUAGGUGGCGUCCCUGACUUUUUACAGUUACAACCUGGAGACAGCUGGGGAAGGUGGUUGUGCACAUUUGGGGCCUGUUAACAGCUGAAGGCCAUGGUAUUUUACAGAGAGCUUCCACACAUCUCACCCUUAUAUGGUUCUCACAGCAACUCCUCGAGUAGACAGUUGGGAAUAUCACUGUGCCAUUACCUGAAUGAUGGAGUGAUGGGGACAGGGAGUGACGGAGAGAUCUUCAAUUUGGUGGUUCACUCUCCAAAUGCCUGCAAUGGCCAGGAGUGGCCCAGCAAGAGCCAGGGUCUCCAUCCUGGUCCCCUGUGUGGGUGGCAGGGACCCAAGAGCUCAGGCCAUCAUCUACUGCCUCCCGGGCCCACAGCAGGAAGCUGGAACUGGAACCAGCACUCCAAUGUAGGACGCAUGCGACCCAAGUGGCGGCCUACUGCUCAGCACCACGAUGCCCAUCUGGCACCUGUUUUUAUGGAAAUGAGACCAAAAGGUGAGGAUUUGAACUUGAGUUGGCCCAGCUCUCUUUCAUAGCCUGCCUUGCUGACUGAAUUGUGACUGUGGCGUCUGCGGUUGACUUAGUGGUGAAGUGUCUCCGCCCUCGUUGCACAGAAUCUAGCCAAUAGAGAGAAAGAACCGGGGCACCUCUAACGUAUAAGUUAAGGGAAAGGUAGUCACUGGUGGUUUGAGCCGCUGGAGAAUUCCAUUUGGGAGAAUAUUCUGCCCAGCACUGACACAGGGCUAACAGCCUUGCCUGCCAGUGUCGGGAGCUGGAGCUGAAGGCAGAAGAGUGGGCGCUGCGGGGAGGCCUCCGUGGCUGGGACAGUCUGAAAGCCGGCUCGGCUCCCACGCCUGGCUGUAGAGGGGAUAAUGACGGAGUGCUGCUUCCCCAGUCUCUUUCAUCUGGACUUCAAAGCACCUCAGCCCUAUUAACACCCUGUACGGCAAGUGGGGAGUACCAGCAGAGCAAGCCAGGGAAACUGAGGCCAGGAGGCACUGCCUGGGGCUGGCUGUGAGUCACCUGUGGGGCCUGGAGCCCAGGAACCCUGACGCCCGGGCUGCUGAACAAAUCCCUCAUCAGGGCGUGAGGGUUUCUUAAGACAGCACCAGUAGCUGCGGUCAGGAGUUUUGAUGCUUGCCCAUCGAUGAGGCCCCAGCUGUCACCGGAAUGGCCCAGAUGGGGCUGGAAGGCGUCACCGCGGACUUUAUGACCUCAUGUCCAGGCCCCCUCAGCAUUUAGCCUCUGUAGUCAUUUCAGGCUUUGGUGUGACUGCUGAUGUAUCCUCUUCCCCCAGUAAAUGGAGCUUCCAUCUGCCACUGAUGGCAAAAUGACCUUCUGUUCUCUGUAGACACCAAGGUAAUGGGGAGGGGACAGCAAAGGGGGAGAGAUGCCUGGAUUCCAAGUGAGGCCCCUUCAGUGAACAAUGGUGUAAGGUAAGGGGAAGCUCAUCUUCCAAUAAGACUGGCACAUGGCAGCCAUCUCGAAAAUUAUUUGUUUAUUUGAAAGGCAGAGGGAGAAAGAGAUCUACCAUCUGCUGGUUUCAUCUCCAAAUACUGACAGCAGCCAAGGCUAGGUCAGGCUGAAGCUAACAGCCUAGAGCUCUUUCUGGGUCUCCCAAGUAGGUGGCAGGGACAAGUACGUGGGCCAUCACCUUACCUAUUAGCAGGAAGCUGGCCUUGAACUCAGGUGUGGGAUGUGAGAUCCCAAGCAGCAUUCCAGCGGCUGCACCAAAUGCCUACCCCACAGCCACAACCACAACCACAGCCACAACCAAGACUUGUUUACUCCCCAAGUACCCAACAACAGCUGGGACUGGGUGGGGUCCGAAGCCAGGAACUCAGUCCAAGUCUUCAUUAUUUUUUUUCUUUCCUAAUAAAAAUGAAAAAAAAAAAUUUGAAAAAUGAAAAGAGAAAAUAAGUCACUUAUAAUCCUAUAACAGAAAUGAUCAUUAAUAUCCAUAACCAAUAAUAAAUUGUCUAUCA
Molecule: messenger RNA, 4462 nt
Organism: Lepus europaeus (European hare)
Lineage: Eukaryota; Metazoa; Chordata; Mammalia; Lagomorpha; Leporidae
Gene: GPN2
Product: GPN-loop GTPase 2
Exons: 5
Coding region: 217-1149 (310 amino acids)
Cellular component (GO): cytoplasm
Molecular function (GO): GTPase activity
Source: RefSeq, a predicted model, not a curated record